Messenger RNA from Oryzias melastigma (Indian medaka), 1494 nucleotides. It is a transcript of the gene uba5, whose product is annotated as ubiquitin-like modifier activating enzyme 5. Lineage: Eukaryota; Metazoa; Chordata; Actinopteri; Beloniformes; Adrianichthyidae. The record is from RefSeq and is a predicted model, not a curated record. Gene Ontology annotation, biological process: protein ufmylation. The transcript is spliced from 12 exons. The coding region runs from base 102 to 1313 and encodes 403 amino acids. Gene Ontology annotation, cellular component: cytoplasm; cytosol. Gene Ontology annotation, molecular function: UFM1 activating enzyme activity.
AAGUAGACGUGUACUUUUUUUUAAAGGGGAUUUAAUCCCGUCUAAAGAUUAGCUGUUUUUGUUAUAGUAGUAAAUAAUCGUAAAGGAAUUUUAUCCAAGUAAUGGCGACGGUGGAGGAGCUGAAGCUGCGCGUGCGAGAGCUGGAAAACGAGCUGAUCAAAUGUAAGCAGAAACAAUGCUCCUCGGAGGAUGCUCACAUCCAUGCGGCGAACAGACCGAAAAUCGACAAAAUGAGCGCCGAGGUGGUGGAUUCCAACCCAUACAGCCGCCUGAUGGCUCUGAAGAGGAUGGGGAUUGUGGAGGAUUAUGAGAAAAUCCGGACGUUCACAGUAGCUGUCGUCGGUGUCGGUGGAGUUGGCAGUGUCACAGCCGAAAUGCUCACCAGAUGUGGCAUUGGUAAGCUGCUCCUCUUCGACUAUGAUAAAGUUGAGCUUGCAAACAUGAACCGGCUGUUCUUCCAGCCUCACCAGGCAGGCCUCAGUAAAGUGGAGGCAGCGGAGCACACACUCAGAAACAUCAACCCAGAUGUAGUGUUUGAAACCCACAACUACAAUAUCACGACAAUGGAAAACUUUAAUCAUUUCAUGGAUCGCAUCAGUAAUGGAGGGCUUGAAGAGGGAAAGCCUGUGGAUUUGGUCCUGAGCUGUGUAGACAAUUUUGAGGCCAGAAUGGCCAUCAAUACAGCCUGUAAUGAACUGGGUCAGAUCUGGAUGGAGUCUGGUGUGAGUGAGAACGCCGUUUCCGGGCACAUCCAGCUCAUUAACCCCGGGGAGACGGCCUGCUUUGCUUGUGCUCCUCCGCUGGUGGUGGCUGCCAACAUCGACGAGAAGACGCUGAAACGGGAAGGCGUGUGUGCUGCUAGUCUACCAACAACAAUGGGUGUAGUUGCAGGCCUCUUGGUGCAAAACGUCCUCAAAUACCUGCUGAGGUUUGGAAAGGUCAGUUACUAUCUGGGCUACAAUGCAAUGCAGGACUUCUUUCCUUCUAUGGCCAUGAAGGCCAACCCUCAGUGUCACGACCGCCACUGCAGGAGACAGCAGGAGGAGUACAAGAAGAAAGAAGCAGAGCGACCUAAGGAGGUGUUAGUGCAGGAGGAGGAGGAGAUUGUACAUGAAGAAAACGACUGGGGAAUUGAACUAGUGUCAGAAGUGACGGAUGAGGAGCUGCAGCCUACAUCAGGGGCUGUACCCGACCUCCCAGAAGGCAUCACUGUGGCUUAUACCAUUCCAGCUGAGGAGACAUCAGGUGGAGAGAUGGUGGAGGAGACCGAGCAGAGCCUCGAGGACCUAAUGGCUCAGAUGAAAAAGCUGUAAACAACCAUCAUGAACAUAAGACUUUCUCCCAUGUAACCUUUAGUGCAAAGAUAAACAUCUAGAAUGAAUGUCUAACAGCUGAAGAUGGAAAAUGCAACAAUAGCGCUCGCAAAUAAAGACUCAGCAUGUGGAAUCACGACAGAAAUCUCAAAGCAUUAAUAAAUAUGAUUUGAUGCAUGGA